Miscanthus lutarioriparius is the source of this 1365-nucleotide messenger RNA. The record is from the annotation of a GenBank genome assembly. Lineage: Eukaryota; Viridiplantae; Streptophyta; Magnoliopsida; Poales; Poaceae.
AUGGCGGAGGACGGGGACAAGGCCGCGGCGUCUGUGGGGGAGGCAGGAGGCGGAGGAGGAGGGAAGGACGGCGGCGAGGAGGAGAAGAGCGUCAAGCUCUUCGUGGGCCAGGUGCCCAAGCACAUGACCGAGGCCGACCUGCUCGCCAUGUUCCGCGAGGUCGCCGCCGUCGACGAGGUCACCGUCAUCAAGGACAAGGUCACCAAGGUCUCCCGAGGGUGCUGCUUCGUCAUAUGCCCCUCAAGGGAGGAAGCUGACAAGGCGGUGAAUGCCUACCACAACAAGCGCACGCUCUCUGGGGCAUCGAGUCCUUUGCAAGUAAAAUAUGCUGAUGGAGAGUUGGAGAGGCUGGAACAUAAGCUUUUUAUCGGAAUGCUUCCGAAAAAUGUAACGGACACUGAGUUGACUGAUUUGUUUUCGAAAUAUGGGAAUGUCAAGGAUUUGCAAAUUUUGAGAGGUUCACAACAAACAAGCAAAGCUGGCUGUGCCUUCAUUAAAUAUCAAACAAAAGAUCAAGCAUUGGCAGCUAUUGAAGCUCUAAACGGGAAACACAAAAUAGAGGGUUCUAGUGUGCCGUUGGUUGUCAAAUGGGCCGAUACAGAAAAGGAAAGGCAGGCUCGGAAAGCACAAAAAGCUCAGUUACAGCUAUCUAAUAUGCCCAAUGCAAGUCCAAUGCAGCAGUCUUCAGUAUUUGGAGCUUUACAGAUGGGAUAUAUGCCUCAAUACAAUGGAUUUGGCUAUCAGCCACCAGGAACAUAUGGACUUAUGCAGUACCCUCUAUCUCCUAUGCAAAAUCAAGGCCCCUUCCAGAAUAUGGUUCAACCUCUUAAUCAAGCGAACUCAAUAAGAGGAGUCAAUCCUGAACUGUCUCCCAGUUCAGUUCAAAAGUCAUUUAAUGCAAUGCAGUUAGGCAGCCCUUAUCCUGCUAUCCCUGGUAUGCAGUAUCCUGGAUCAUAUCCUGGUGGUCCCAUGAACAAUCGUCCUUUUGGAAAUUCUCACAAUUCAAUUUCGAUUAAAGUUCCAAAUUCGAAUGCCAAUUCCGCCAUUUCUUCUAGUCCCAGCAGCAAUGCUGGUGGACAGGUUGAAGGUCCUCCUGGAGCCAAUCUAUUUAUUUAUCAUAUCCCACAAGACUAUGGUGACCAAGAGCUUUCCAGUGCCUUUCAGAGUUUUGGUAGAGUACUAAGUGCUAAGGUGUUUGUAGACAAAGCAACGGGCGUCAGCAAAUGCUUUGGUUUUGUGAGCUACGAUUCUCCUGCUUCUGCACAGGCAGCAAUCAAUAGGAUGAACGGGUACCAAUUAGGCGGUAAAAAACUCAAAGUACAACUCAAGAGAGAAAACAACAACAAGCACAGUAAACCUUAUUGA